UACUGGAGUACGAUAGCGGAAUCGGUGAGUAGCCGGUUAAACCAUUGGAGAUUGACUCAGUUUUCUUUUUUCCUCGAAAUUAUCAACGGGGAUGACUGAAUCAGAGGAACCCAGUUGCUGAAAUUUAUUGCUACAGGUUGCAACGCAUUUUCUCAAUUUGCCUAUAUGUCAAUCUCCACUUUCAAAGCCUUCAAAGAAACCCUAAAGUCCUGUAAAAAUAUAUCGUCUUCAACAUCUUCGUCCUCAGCUUCACUUUUUGCAGAAUCAUUAUCUCAAGAACCAGAACCCGGAAUAGUUUUUCCCAGAAAACCUCCAAAAUCUACUCUUUCGAAGCAACUUCAACGUCUUGGAGACUCUUUCUCUUCGCUACAACAAUCUCAAUCCCAAUCCUUCGAGACCCAACAGCCCGGAAGGCUUCCGAGCCUCAGAAACCAAUCCCAAGUUGAGAAAAAUGAAGAUGAAGUGGAGGAAGAAGAAAAGGAGGAAAGAAAAUUUGAGAAUUUUGCAAAACCAGAAUUGGGUCAGGUUCAGUUUGAUCAUACAGGACCCUUUGAGCCAUUGAUCCUUUCGUUGCCUGGAGAAGUACCAAUUGUACAGGUUCCUGCUUCUAUCAACUGUAGGUUGCUUGAACAUCAAAGGGAGGGAGUAAAAUUCUUAUAUAAGCUACACAGAAACAAUCAUGGAGGUGUUCUUGGUGAUGACAUGGGGCUGGGCAAGACCAUACAGACAAUUGCAUAUCUGGCUGCUGUUUUUGGGAAAGAUGGGGAUUCUGCUGACUCCAUAAUAUUAAGGGAUGAUCAAGUAUGUAAAAAAGGCCCUGUGCUAAUAAUUUGUCCCACCUCUGUCAUCCACAACUGGGAGACUGAAUUCUCUAGGUGGUCAACCUUUAAGGUUGCUCUUUACCAUGGUGCGAACCGUGAUUUGAUUCUUGAGAGAUUAGAAGCUGGUGGAGCCGAAAUACUGAUUACCAGUUUUGACACAUACAGAAUUCAUGGGAGCAUUCUGUCGGAGUUGAAAUGGGAGAUUGUAAUUGUCGAUGAAGCACACCGGCUUAAAAAUGAGAAAUCAAAAUUGUAUGGAGCAUGUUUAGAAGUUAAAACUAGGAAACGAAUUGGUUUAACAGGAACUAUUAUGCAGAAUAAAAUUAUGGAACUUUUUAAUCUCUUUGACUGGGUUGCACCUGGUUUGUUGGGAACAAAAGAACAUUUUAGGGAGUUCUACGAUGAACCUCUUAAGCAUGGCCAGAGGGCAACUGCACCUGAAAGAUUCAUCCGGAUUGCUGAUGAGCGUAAAGAACACCUAGUGGCGGUUCUUCGUAAAUAUAUGCUUAGGAGGACAAAGGAGGAGACUAUUGGGCAUCUUAUGUUGGGAAAGGAAGAUAAUGUCGUAUUUUGCGCCAUGAGUGAAUUACAAAAACGCGUUUAUAGGAGAAUGUUACAAAUACCAGAGAUCCAGUGCCUUAUAAAUAAGGACCUUCCAUGUGGCUGUGGUAGCCCUCUUAAACAAGUGGAGUGCUGCAAAAGGAUUGUACCUGAUGGAAUUAUAUGGUCUUACCUUCACAGGGAUAACCCUGAAGGUUGCGAUUCUUGCCCUUUUUGCCUUGUACUUCCUUGCCUUGUCAAGCUCCAACAGAUAAGCAAUCACCUGGAGUUGAUUAAGCCUAACCCUAGGGAUGAACCAGACAAGCAAAGGAAAGAUGCAGAAUUUGCCUCUUCUGUCUUUGGUACUGACAUAGAUUUGGUGGGAGGAAAUGCCCAGACUCAGAGUUUCAUGGGCCUGAGUGAUGUUAAACAUUGUGGAAAAAUGCGGGCAUUGGAGAAGUUAAUGUCCUCUUGGACUUCUCGGGGAGACAAACUUCUUCUCUUUAGUUACUCGGUCAGGAUGCUUGACAUAUUGGAAAAGUUUCUCAUACGCAAAGGGUAUAGCUUUUCAAGACUUGACGGUUCUACUCCAACUAACUUGCGCCAAUCCAUGGUGGAUGACUUCAACUCAAGCCCAAGCAAACAGGUGUUCCUCAUCUCAACUCGAGCUGGUGGGCUUGGGUUGAAUCUUGUAAGUGCAAAUCGUGUGGUUAUAUUUGAUCCAAACUGGAAUCCUGCCUAUGAUUUACAGGCCCAGGACAGAUCUUUUCGUUUUGGACAGAAGCGGCAUGUUGUAGUUUUCCGCCUUCUUGCAGCUGGGUCAUUUGAGGAACUUGUUUAUUCCCGUCAAGUGUACAAACAACAGCUGUCAAAUAUUGCUGUUUCAGGGAAAAUGGAAAAACGUUAUUUUGAGGGCGUCCAGGAUUGUAAGCAAUUUCAGGGUGAACUUUUUGGAGUCUGCAAUCUGUUCCGUGAUCUAUCUGAUAAGCUUUUUACCAGUGAAAUCAUUGAAUUGCAUGAGAAACAGGGAAAAGAUGAUGGGAAUUGCUCUACUAUGACGAAUGAACUGCCUGAAAUUAUGAGCUGUUUUCUUCCUCAGAAGCAAGUAGGCGCAACCAUUGUAUCAAAGUCAGAGAACAACAGGUCAAUUGAUGAUGAGAGUGCUACAACAAAUAAACCUGUGCUCGAGGAGUUGGGUAUUCUGUAUGCUCACCGUAACGAGGACAUAAUCAAUUGUGGGCCUGGCAUGAGAAAGAGCAAGGUAGAAAGCAUCCCUGAAGUUGUUAGCUUGGCGGCCCCUGCUAAGCGGAGAAGAAAAUCAGAUGAUGCAGGUGAAAAAGAAAAUGCCUUGUCAUCCAAGGAUCAGAAAAGGAUUCAAUAUAGCCUUCUUGCCCAAUUCAUGGGUAUGGGAGAGGUUGAAUUUAGCAAGUGGGUAUUGUCUGCAACUCAUGCAGAAAGGGAAAACGUACUUCAACAAUUUAAGAAGAGAAAGAAGGUUGCCAAUGGUUGAAGAAUAGCCUUCUCACACUGUUGAGAAAAAACUGUAUAAUAAAUGAUCCAUUUGUUUUUAGGUCUGGCUUCAUGUAUAUCCAAUUUGUUGUACAGUAACUAUUGUGUUAUACCCUUUCAGUAGCCUCAGGAUAAUAGGCAUAAUUCAAAUGUAAAUGUAUUUCAUUAUAGUUUCAAGUCGUUUAGCCUUGAGUGGUAAUUA
Molecule: messenger RNA, 3072 nt
Organism: Manihot esculenta (cassava)
Lineage: Eukaryota; Viridiplantae; Streptophyta; Magnoliopsida; Malpighiales; Euphorbiaceae
Product: switch 2
Exons: 8
Coding region: 166-2871 (901 amino acids)
Molecular function (GO): ATP binding; ATP-dependent chromatin remodeler activity
Source: RefSeq, a predicted model, not a curated record